AAUCGAGCAGCAGAGCGGUUGAAGUUUCAGUCCCGAGGGCCUAGUUGAUGAGGACGGUCGAUCUAAAACCAGAACCAGAACCAGAACCAGUUCUCUUUGGAGUUUUAUUUUUUAAAUAAAACUUCCUCCAGAUGACUCUGACUCAGGAGAAACCGCUGACUUAUGCCAAAAUGAAGGGGCUUGUUACAUUUAUCUCAGAUGUGCUGAAAGAGAAGAAAGUUGGCUUCAGCAAUUUCUUGCGCAAACUUGUUUCCACCCAGAAACCCUGCCAACACCUGGACACCCAUAAACUGCUGCAGAGACAGAGCAAGAUGAGGAGACAGAAGCAGGAGAAAGCUGCCUUGAGUCCAGUGAACACAGAAACCUCACAGGUGAAACCAUCAGACUUUGACUACCUCAAAGUUAUUGGCACGGGAAGCUUUGGAAAGGUGUUGCUGGCAAGACACAGAAAACAAGGAGGUUACUACGCAGUUAAAGCCCUGGACAAGCAGAUGAUCAUCAAGAGGAAAGAGCAAAGGAACGUGAUGGUUGAAAGGAGUGUGCUGCUGAAGGGACUAAAACAUCCAUUCUUGGUGGGGCUGCAUUUCUCCUUCCAGACGCCAAAGACGCUCUACUUCGUCCUGGACUUUGCAAACGGUGGAGAGCUGUUUUACCACCUGCAGAGAGAGGGUUCAUUUCCAGAACCCCGAGCUGCUUUCUACGCUGCAGAGAUCGCCGCUGCGCUGGGUUAUCUCCACUCUCUGAGCAUCGUUUACAGAGACCUGAAGCCAGAAAACGUCCUGCUGGACAGCAAAGGCCACGUGAUGCUCACAGACUUUGGUCUUUGUAAGGAAGGCGUGGCUGUGGGUGGGAUUACACACACCUUCUGUGGGACCCCAGAGUAUCUGGCUCCAGAAGUUCUGCUGGGCCAGCCAUACAGCCUGGCUGUGGACUGGUGGGGACUGGGAGCGGUGCUGUUUGAGAUGCUCUCUGGACUGGUGAGUCUCACUGGGUUAAGCUUUGCCUCACUGUUUUCUGCAUCUUUAACUCACUGUAUUGCCUGUUCUGCUUCCCAGCCUCCAUUUUACAGCCGCAGCAGGCUCGAGAUGUUGGAAAAUAUCCUCUACUCUCCUCUGCAGCUGCCCAGCGGCUUGUCUGAAAGCGCCCACUCUCUGUUGAAGGGGUUGUUGGAGAGAAACGUCUCCAAGCGCUUGGGCCAGAGGCUUGAUAUUGAGGAGCUGAAGGAGCAUCAGUUCUUCGCUUCCAUCAACUGGGACGACCUCAUAGCCAGAAAAGUCCGGCCUCCGUUCAUCCCUAAAGUGGUACGGAUAAAUCAGAAAAUGGUCAGAAACGUAAUUUCAACAUGUGCCCAGUUGGCUCUGAUUGUCUUGUCGUUUUCUAGACCAGUCCUUGUGAUGUGUACUACAUCGCUCCUGCUUUCACGCUGCAGCCUGUCCCUGCCUCCGUCUACGACAGGUCGGAGGCAGCUGCCUCCAACGCAGCCUUUUCUGGAUUCUCCUUCAUGAACCCAGCCGAGUACGUGGCAGCAGAGCCAGCCUCAUAACGCCACCAAGUCCUCCUGGAGCGGGAUUGUUUAAAUAUUUAUUGUUAAUUUAUUUUAUUUUUUUCAUGUAAUGUCUAUUUUUUGUACUUAAAUGGAAAAUGAAAACUGUGAUAUGGCAAUUUCCAGCAUGUUUCAUUUGUUGCUUUUGAAUAAACUGUGGUAUGUUUUUAGAUUUUCACUGAUUUCUCUGUAUGAGUUAUUUAUACAGGAGAGGCGGGUCACUAUUUCAAGUCCUUCAUAUAUAGCAUUGCCAGGAGCUGGUUUAUAUAAAAAUGUUUACAUCCUUUAUUGCACAGGUCCCACUUACAAAUACAUUCACUAGUUACAUCUUAUCCUACUGGCUUUUUUAAUAUUACAUACUUAAAGACGGAAGCAGAGCGCAUUGCAAACGUAACAGGAAAGCUUCUCUAUAUAUAGCACUUGUAUCCAAAUACAGCUGAAUGCCAUUCUUAGCAAAAAUACACACUGCCCUUUGUGUUGACAAACAAA
Poecilia latipinna (sailfin molly) is the source of this 2032-nucleotide messenger RNA. Its product is annotated as serine/threonine-protein kinase Sgk1-like. The transcript is spliced from 10 exons. Gene Ontology annotation, biological process: protein phosphorylation. Bases 132 to 1505 code for a protein of 457 amino acids. Gene Ontology annotation, molecular function: protein serine/threonine kinase activity; ATP binding. Lineage: Eukaryota; Metazoa; Chordata; Actinopteri; Cyprinodontiformes; Poeciliidae. The record is from RefSeq and is a predicted model, not a curated record.